Molecule: messenger RNA, 1170 nt
Organism: Leptinotarsa decemlineata (Colorado potato beetle)
Lineage: Eukaryota; Metazoa; Arthropoda; Insecta; Coleoptera; Chrysomelidae
Gene: Uch-L5
Product: Ubiquitin carboxy-terminal hydrolase L5
Biological process (GO): protein deubiquitination; ubiquitin-dependent protein catabolic process
Cellular component (GO): cytoplasm
Molecular function (GO): cysteine-type deubiquitinase activity
Source: RefSeq, a predicted model, not a curated record
UGAUUCUGUCCCUCCAAUCCUGAAUGUUUCAUAUUUUAGGUUAAAUCUUUUUUGCUUGUAAUUUGAGUUUUCCAAUAACAGUAAUUUCAAAAAAUAUGGCAGAAAGUGCCGGAAAUUGGUGUUUGAUUGAAAGUGAUCCUGGAGUUUUCACAGAGUUAAUUCGUGAAUUCGGAUGCCAGGGAGUGCAGGUUGAAGAACUGUGGAGUUUAGAUGGCGAACAGUUCGAAAAAUUGAAACCAAUACAUGGUUUAAUAUUUCUGUUCAAAUGGACAAAGGAUGAUGACAUUUCUGGCUCACUAGUACAAGACAGUAGGUUAGAUAAGAUAUUCUUUGCUAGACAAGUAAUAGAAAAUGCUUGUGCAACUCAAGCUAUUCUCAGCGUUUUAUUGAACUGCCGCCACACCGAUUUGAAAUUGGGGCAUACCCUUUCAGAACUGAAAGACUUUUGUCAAGGUUUUGAUGCCAACAUGAAGGGGCUAACAAUUAGUAAUUCACAGGUUAUAAGAACGGUUCAUAAUUCAUUUGCAAGGCAGCAGAUAUUUGAAUUUGAUUCCUCAGUUUCAAAUAAAAACGAAGACGUUUUCCAUUUUGUUAGUUAUGUACCUAUCGAUGGCAGAUUAUAUGAAUUAGAUGGCUUGAAGCAAGGUCCCAUCGAUCUGGGAGCUAUUCCAGCAGAUUCUGAAUGGACAGAUAUCGCAAGACCAAUAAUUGAAAAGCGUAUCCAAAGAUAUAGCGAAGGAGAAAUACAUUUCAAUCUCAUGGCUCUUGUAAGUGAUAGGAUAAUGCUCUACAACAGGCAAAUAGAUGAAAUUCAUAAACAAGCCGAGGCUGCUGGCAUGGAAACAGAUUCUCAACAGGCUGAACUAACAAAAUUACACCUUUUGAUAAUUGAAGAAGAAAAGAAGCGAAAAGGAUAUCAAGUGGAAAACAUUAGGCGUAAACAUAAUUACUUGCCCCUGAUUGUGGAAAUUCUAAAAAUAUUAGCCAAGGAGGGAAAGCUCAUGCCUCUUUAUGAGCAAGCUAAGGAAAAAACAAUGAAGAAACAGAAGUCAAAAGCUUCGACGUAACGUGUAAUAUUUAUUGUCACUAUAUUUCAUAAAACUUAGUUUUUAUAUACUUUUUCAAAAACACGACUGGAAAUAUUGAAAAGAAAUGAAUAAUUAAUGAAAA